GUUCGAGGAUGACACCUUUCCUGCUGAUAUCAGCUCCAUUGGUCCUAACCUGCUCCCAAAGGAUGAGCUGCAGCAAAUAGUGUGGAAGAGGCCAAGGGACAUGUGGGAGGAAGUUGACCUAUUGACAGCAUCUUCUUCUGCAUGUCUAGUGUGUGAACUGCCUUUUGCAGACCAGGGCAGCAAGGAGAGGGAUGCUGUAAACAUCUGUUUCGACCUGAAAAGUGAGCUGAUUUGGGAUGGGAGUUCCUGGAGGGGUAGGUCAGUCAUCUGAAAUGUCCCUUUUCCUAACUGUGCAGUAGUUGUGGCUUUCCAUUAGAUGGGAAUUGCUCCAGACCUGUUUUCAACACCAAGCCCUCAUGGUAGAGAUUUUUGCAUGUGGUGCUUCAAGCAUUAAUCAUCCCUCAGUGAAGACUUGGGGAACAUCUGCUGCUGCACUCAGUAUCUAAAAAGUAUUGGGGAAAACAGUAAAAUUUCAGACAAUGCUUGUCUUAUGGGACUCACUACUUAUUUAAGUCAUAGACGUUUCAUUAUUUGAUACAGUCAUUUUGCAGAAGGGCUUUCCCACAUUUGACCUCUCCACUCCUCUGCCCUUUGCAAAGUAGGUGCAGGUAUUUCAGGAACAGAAUGCUUAUCCUAAUUCUACACUUCUUUGGGUGAUGCUUUGUUUAUUGGCACUUUCUUUAAUUCCCAGAGAUUUCCCGGAAACAGCAUCAACAUUAAAGAAAUCUGAACACAGAAACUGAAUAAACAGAACCGAGCCGUUAAAAAAAAGAGGGUUUUGGAAUUAGGAUCUUUGCACACAGCUAAGCUGAGCUGCAGUUCCUGCUGCAUCAGUCUUGGCUUAUCUGUAGCCAGAGGGGAGAAACAGACAACUUCUAUUCAGACAAUAAAGCAGAUGGUAGCUUGGAGUUAACCUAAAAACUUAGCUUUAAUGGCAUGGGGGAGGAAUGCAGAAACACCUAUCAAAUACAAAGAAAUAAAAAUAGAGAAAACAAAUGUACAUAGUCGUGUAAGCUGCCUUAAGCAAACUAUGGAAAUGUGAGGCUCCCUUAUAUCCUGUUCAGUAUUUCUCCUUUCAAAGUCUUGAGGUUUGUCCCCUGUUUACCUCCUUUGUUUGUAGUUGCCAUUGUGUUUUAGGCUGAACCACACAAAGGAGUUGCAGGUGCAAUCUGAAUGGGUUUCUGCCUCCAGUGAUGCCUGUUCUCCAGCAGGGCUUUCCUCUCAGGCUGGUGGGCUCCCUUCUGUGCUGUCCAAGCACCUCUAUCCCAGCUGAGACAGAGAGCUGGGGCAGGUUUUGAAGGCACUGAGGUAUUUGUGCUGAAAAGAUGUGAACGGGAAUUGAGUUAUCCUGCUGCAAAGCAAGAAAUUGAGUUCUGGUGGUGCAGGCAAAACCCCUUAAGAUUAGCCUGUUUUUUCACAUCUAACUGUUGAUAGAGCCUCGAGACAAGAAAGUCCUUUGACCCCCAGUGGAUGGAAUAUAUAUGGAUGUAUGCAGGAGGAGCAGCAGAGCUUACUUUUCACCACCCUAUCAGACAGCACUGCAAUGGGCAGACCUUUGGUCUGAGCCAGCGCUGCGCAUUCCUUGUUCUUCCUUCCCUUGUUAGUCUGACUGGUUCACUUCUGUGCUGGCUACUCUGUGGAGGUUUCCUGUGGAUUCGGGUGUGCACCAUCAGUGUAUGCCUGAUUCAUCCUCAGCACAGAGCUAGGAAAUUCCCUCAGCAUGGAGAACAGCGGUAGCAGCUUUGCCUCUUAAUCCAGAGCAAUGCUGUAACAGGCACAGCAGUGUUGCUGAAUUAAGAUUUGUCUAGCUGCGAGGAGAGUUUAGCUUCCAAACAACACCAAUCUUUUUAUUGUUCUUCGCUUCCAGGACACUAAUAAGCCACAAAUAAAAAUAUAUCUUCUUCAGAGUUAAAGUUACAGCAACAAGCUCAAGCUGGGUGUUUCUGAGGAAAGACUGCAAGCAAAGAAAUCCCUAGGCAGUUUUGCCCUUACACUCUACAUUCCCAGGCCCUCACCUGGCAGUCCAAUAGUACCAAUAUCUGAAAGUCUUUCUGCUUUGGAUUGGUUCCAUUCAUUGUCUCUAGGUGAGCUGUUUUCUCCUGUCUGCAGGACUUAUGACUGCUGAUGGCUGUGGUCUGUCAAUGCAAUUUUUCUUAAUUUCUUAUUUUCCAGUUGGAGCUGGCUCUGUAGCCCUCCUUACUUGCAGAUGUGUAAAAGUUCAUCAGUCUUAGGCUUCUGCUAAUUUAGCUACUAGUGCUAAGCAGGAUCCAUACAGCAUUCUAUUAUACAGGUAGUGUACCAAACACAGAAAUGGAAUAACCCAGGGGAAAAUACUACAGAGCCUCAUAAUGGUUUCUUGUGAAACACAGCAAACUUUCAAGAAACGUAAAUCUAGCUUCUGUGUUUAUCAUGCAAUUUGAGUGCUAAUGGAUUGUGAAGUCUGCAUACCAAUGUGCAAAAUAACUAGGCACAUAGCUAUGCUUUCAAUAACAGCCAGUAGUUCCUGAUGCUUUAUGCCCACUAUAUUUCCUUGGAAGAAUGAGGAACUAAUUGGAGACUUCCUUUCCUCCCUUUCCUUCUGCUGGAAAAGGGCUAGGUUUCUAAAGUGCUGCUCCCAUCACAAACGUAGAUUAGACUAGAAUAGAAGAAUAGUUGAGUUGAAAGGGACAUACAGAUUAGGUCCAGCUGCCUGACCGCCUCGGGGCUAACCAAAAGUUAAAGCAUGUUAAUGAGGACAUUAUCUGCUUUGGCAGUGGGGUUGGACACGAAGAUCUCUGGAGGUCCCUUCCAACCCCUACAAUUCUGUGAUGAUCCAAAUGCCUCUUGAUCACUGACAGCCAUGGGGAAUUCACCACCUCGCUAGGAAUCCAAUUCCAUGAAAACUUUAUGGUUUGGCAGCUGGGCACAGAGCCCUCUGAAAGGUGUUUGUAGCGUUGGACAAACCCAAAUGAGAAGCCAGUUAGGGACUCAGAAAGGGGCAGGAACUUGUGGCUGGCAGAGGCUGGGUCCCUACACUUCUCUUGGCAUUUUCUUUCUUUCAGGAGCUUCUGAGGAACCCCUUUUUUAUAAUGGACGGAGUUAGCAGAUUUGAUAUUAUUCAAGGAGAAAUAGGUAAGCUUAUUCCUGUUUUGGAAAAGAUUGACAGGGAGCAAUAACCUGUGCUUGCUUUGUGAUUCUGAGUUCUUGGUGGAAAGGCAUGAAUCAUGGUAACCUCGGUAAACAGUGUAGUUCAUUCCAGACUGCUGCAAGUCUGCAUGCAAUUUAUUGGAGAUAUUUAACAGGAUUACCAAAUGCAGGAGCUCUAAUCCCUGCUACUUUAGCAUAUAUGGCACCCACUCUCUCUAUAUAAGGACAAGGUCUAAAUAAGUCCAGGUAGAAACUUUGAAUACAAGGGUUAAAUAUAAUUAUUGGGUAAGUAGGUACAGCUCUGAUAUGUAUUUCAUCCUAACAUCUCCAUCUGGUCACUCUUACUGUUUUGUGUUUUUUUCUUUUCCUAUAAUACUUCUGUCCAUCUUCUACACUACUCAGACAGAUAUGUGUCUACAUCUCAUAUCAGUUCCAUCUUUUCCUUCCAGCUCAUAAUCAUCUUUGUCUUUGAGAACAGCUCCCGUACUGUAAGAGCUGUCUUCCUUUUUCUCACCUCACUGGGAGCUGUGAAGGUUUUCUAUGCUACUUUCUAGGCUGCAGAUCUCAACAUGACCACAAAAGAUAAGUAUGAAAGUAGCCAUGGAUUGUUAAGUGGCAUCAGGGCUCCCAUGGGGCAUUACUGGUGAAUGCUAGGUUGCUUUUCAAUGUUUUUGAAGAACAGAAGGAAGACAGAAGAAUACUGGCUUCUUUUAAUAAGCUGCUUCUUAGAUGUCUAAGUCUAUUCUUCUGAUGAGCCAGUUAUUUUCUGCAACAGUGAAUAACUUACUGAAUGGUCUGGAUUUUUCCCUUGCUCGAGGUGACUGCUGGAUGCUGGCUGCCCUGGGCUCCCUGACAAUGCAGAAGCGAUUUUUGGAAAAUGUUUUACCAAAGGACCAAGGAUUCCAGAGUGAUUAUGCUGGGAUUUUCCAUUUUCGGUUCUGGCAAUUUGGAGACUGGGUGGAUGUAGUGAUAGAUGACCGGCUGCCUUUCCUAAAUGGGAAUUACCUGUCUGUACACCCUCGAACAUCAAAUGAAUUCUGGCCAUCCUUGUUGGAAAAAGCAUAUGCCAAGCUGCAGGGCUCCUACCAGAACUUGCACGGGGGCUACAUUUCUGAUGCUUUAGUAGACUUCACAGGUGGAGUCCAAAUGCAGUUCUCAUUAAAGGACCCCCCUCCUGAUCUGGAGGAUAUUCUGAAAGCUGCUAGCAAAUCUCAGUGUCUGAUGGGAUGUAGCACCUCAGGCCGGAUGAGAAACACAGUAUUAAGGAAUGGGAUUGUGCAAGGUCAUGCAUACACUGUCACAGGAGCUGUGAAGAUACGAUUCAAGAACCACUGGGAACAUAUCAUCAGAGUCUGGAAUCCAUGGGGCCACGGGGAGUGGAAGGGGACCUGGAGUGAUGGCUCUCCAGAAUGGGACUAUGUUGAGCCUGAAAUUAAGGAAGAGCUCUACAGAAAGAAAAAUGAUGGAGAAUUCUGGAUGUCCUAUGAGAACUUUCGGGAGCAGUUUUCCUGGCUGUGUGUUUGUAACUGCACCCCAACGUUUCUGGACUUUGGAGAUCAGCACCACACAGGAUGGUCUGUGGACAGACACAUCAACCUGUGGAGCCCAUUGCUCGCUACUGGCAGGAAUGACUGGUCCUCUGCAGGUGCAGUUUCAAAGAACCCUCAGUAUUUCUUCAAAGUAACAAAUUAUGACCCCAAAUCCUACAAUGUGGUCAUUUCACUCAUACAAAAAAAUGCAGAGGGUAUGCAGGAUGCACAAACAUUGAAGAUUGGCUUUUUUAUCACCACGGAGAACUCCAAAGUUCUGAAACAAGUUUUCUCCCUUACACGAGAUGUGAGCAGCUGCUUUAAUUUGAGCCCAGGAACUUAUGCUGUCAUUCCUGCUACAACAGAGGACCGAGAAUUUGAAUUUGUCUUACGAAUUUUUGUAAAGAAUCAAGACUACAAUGAGAACGCAAACUCUCAGCUCAACCCAAUGCUGCCAAUGGAUGUACCAAGACAGAAACAGGACAGCUCCUAUAAGGCUAUCUUCCUAAAAUAUGCGAAGCAGGGCUCAGCUAUUGAUGCUUUGCAGUUGCAACAACUUCUUAAUGACAUGGUCCUGCAAGAUGAAAUGACCAGCCUGGGAGGAGAGUUCAGCUUUGAUUCAUGUCGAGCCAUUUUAGCUCUGAUGGAUCUCAAUUCAAAUGGACAACUCACGCUGCAGGAGUUUGGGAGCCUCUGGCGAAGUGUCACCAAGUACAUGGAUCUCUUCAAGAGAGAAGACAGAAAUCGUUCUGGAUUUCUUGAUGUAUCUGAACUGAAGAGUGCAAUACAGACAGCAGGCCUGCCCGUCAAUGAGCAGAUCCUGCACCUGAUGGCCCUGCGCUACGGCGAUGUGUACAGGAGAAUGGGCUUUGCUGACUUCGUGAGCUGCAUGAUGCGCCUUGAAACCAUGACCUAUGCGUUUCAAAACUUAGCCAAAGGUGGACCACAGGUUUUGAUGACGGUGAUGGAGGUGGCUUUUCUCCAAUUUGGUGUGAGGCACCUCCAGGUCAUCCCAUUAACAGCCAUCCAUGGGGCUCUAGAAAAAACAAAUGCUGCAGGCAUGAAGCUGAGUUUUCUUAUUUGCUUACAUGUCACAGUACUUAAAAAUGAAAAAUGUCUGUAACUUCUCAGUAACCUGCACAGAAACUUCACCUCCAUUCUUUAAGCACGAUGAUAAAAGUGAUCUGAUGUUCCAUUCUACUCAUCUACUGGGGCCAGCCUGGCAUUUUUUUUUAGUGGUGGGGAUAUCACCUUUUGUAGCACCCUGAGGAAAUGUUAUAUGCUAUAGUUUCAGGGCACCUACCCGGCUCCCUUCCACAUGGGACAAACUUCCACGUGAGGCUGAUGCUCAUUAAACAAGGAACAUAGCCAUCCACUUUAGGAAAUAGCAUUUCCUUGUUUAAUAUGCCAUAUAUUAGAUUCAGUGCUAUUCAGCUCCAAAUGCCAAGCUGAUGCAGAAACACCUCUGAAACCAAGCUGGUUGUGUGAGAAGAAAGACUGCUGUGCAAAUAGCAAUAUGUGUUUAAAAGGAAUGCGUUUGGGAAAGGAGAUGGGGAUCUCUUUGGGAAGAACUGUUUGACCAUUCAGGGGAUGAAGGCAUCUUCCUGUGAACAUUUGUACCUCAAGGCAUGCAGCAGGCCACAGCUCCAGCCCUCUCUUAAUGUCCAUUUAAUAGAAGCAAGUGCUAGAGAAGGCAGAUGUCAGCACUCACUCAUCUGUGCUGCCCGGAGGUGGAAGCACAACAUUGCAGACACUUCUUCAUAGAUAGCAGACACUUUCUAAAGCCAAAGUUCAGAGUAUGGGAUAAAGGAAUUCAGUUUCCAUUAAAUCACGUCCGGAAAAAUCACUUCUGUAUUUCUGGUGCAGUUUCAUUUGCUACAGCUUUGGGGGAUGGGAGGGAGGUCGUGCUGUUGGGAACAGCUCAAGACGCAGUUUGCUGUCCAUGCAGGCUCUCCAGGACGUGCCUGCAGUGCUGCUGGGCCAACAGUGGCCACAUUCCCACUGACCUGUGUUAGAAGCAUUCAACAGUUGCUCAUAAAUUGCAUAAUUUACCUGAUGAAGGGACUGAGAUGGUGAUUUUGUGUGAGAUGUUAAGCACGAGCAUGUGGAUAUUUCAGUAUAAAAUGCGUUU
This is a messenger RNA of Lagopus muta (rock ptarmigan), 6786 nucleotides long. Its product is annotated as calpain-13-like. NCBI's taxonomy places the organism in Eukaryota, Metazoa, Chordata, Aves, Galliformes, Phasianidae. Bases 3856 to 5778 code for a protein of 640 amino acids. The transcript has 19 exons. Gene Ontology annotation, biological process: proteolysis. The record is from RefSeq and is a predicted model, not a curated record. Gene Ontology annotation, molecular function: calcium-dependent cysteine-type endopeptidase activity; calcium ion binding. Gene Ontology annotation, cellular component: cytoplasm.